Messenger RNA from Adineta ricciae, 639 nucleotides. NCBI's taxonomy places the organism in Eukaryota, Metazoa, Rotifera, Eurotatoria, Adinetida, Adinetidae. The record is from the annotation of a GenBank genome assembly.
AUGAGCGGUGAGAAAAAACGACGUCGACGAAAGCAUGGUCCGGUGUUAAUCGAGGAAAAUGUCAUAACAAAUUUAAGAUCAACAACCACAACGAUCAGAACCGAAGAACAAAAACAUACGGAAAAUACUGUACGUCAAUUCUAUCAUACUGAGGAGGAUGAGGAAAGUGUUUCGGAUGAUUUACAAUCAACAGCUAUACCAUCAAACGAGAAAAUAUCGAAAAAAAUCGAACGCGUUUUACGGAAAAUUAAUGCCUGGACAAAUGAAGUAUCGUCAACACCAACACAUCAUAAUAACGAUAUGCAACAAGAUUCAUUACAAGAUAUGUCUUUCAACAAAACAAAUCUACCGGUUUAUGAUAAUCCUCAACAAGGUCAACAGCACGAAUCGAGUUUCAUAAAACCCAUCUCUUCAUCAUUAUUUCAUUCAUUUCGGCAACGAUGUUGUUCAUCAACAUACACUAAUCCAAAUAUGCUUAAUAGUCAGCAAAUAUCAGCUCAUCGGCCGCAUUCAUUGAUGACAUUUGCUGAUAAACCAUUGCCACAAAUGACAACUGCAUCAUGCCUUGUAAACAAUGACAAUAAGACUUAUCCAAGCGAAGGACAGACUCGAAAGGUGAGCGGAACAACGCCCUCGUAA